Molecule: messenger RNA, 670 nt
Organism: Erythranthe guttata (spotted monkey flower)
Lineage: Eukaryota; Viridiplantae; Streptophyta; Magnoliopsida; Lamiales; Phrymaceae
Source: RefSeq, a predicted model, not a curated record
UCUCUCUCUCUUCUCUCUCUCCGAAAAUGGCGGCGAGAAAUGCCCUGCUAAAGUACCUGAGAGUGAAAGCAUAUUCCGUUCCGCCGCUUCAAAACCCUAGAGAAACCUCCGGCGGCUUGUCGCAGAUUUUCCGACGCCACUUCUCCGAAGAAGCUAAGGGCUCCUUCCUCGAGAAAUCCGAGGUCGCCGAUCGUGUCCUCUCCGUUGUGAAGAAUUUCCAGAAAGUUGAUCCUUCCAAGGUCACACCAAAUUCUCAUUUCCAGAAAGAUCUCGGUUUAGAUAGUUUAGACACUGUGGAAAUUGUGAUGGCUUUUGAAGAAGAGUUCGGUUUCGAGAUUCCAGACAAUGAAGCAGACAAGAUUAACUCCAUCAAUCUUGCAGUUGACUUCAUCGCAUCCCACCCUCAGGCAAAAUAGAGUAGCUGCGACUAGUUUUUUCUAAGGUUUUAAGUUUUAAGUAUCUCCAUAUUUGGAAAAAAAAUAAUAAUAUUUACUUGGUAUUUUAAAACUCGAGAUCUUGUUUAGCGUAACAUUCUUAUGGAUUCUUGUCAUAAUGUAUCUUGCAUUGGAAAGCUUUAUUGUUGUUUUUCUGCAAAUUAAGUAUGAUCGGAUGUAUUCAUUUAAGACUAAGGUGUUUUCCUUUUUUUUCAUCUUAUCUCUAAAUUACCGAA